This is a messenger RNA of Papilio machaon (common yellow swallowtail), 2017 nucleotides long. RefSeq names its product HEAT repeat-containing protein 3. The transcript has 8 exons. The coding region runs from base 72 to 1991 and encodes 639 amino acids. The record is from RefSeq and is a predicted model, not a curated record. NCBI's taxonomy places the organism in Eukaryota, Metazoa, Arthropoda, Insecta, Lepidoptera, Papilionidae. Gene Ontology annotation, biological process: protein import into nucleus; ribosomal large subunit biogenesis.
GAUAUAAAGUCACGUUGGUUUAAGGUUAUUUCUUUUUUGUGUUAUUUAAAAAGAAGAAUUAUCCGGUAAAAAUGGGAAAAGUUAGGAAACGUAAGCCAAAUAAAACUCAAAAUAACAUAGUCGCAGAUGUUUCCGAUGAAGAACUGCCGGUGGAUUCAAAGGAAAAUGUGAUUCAAACAAUAUUGGAUCAACUACAAGCGGCAAAUGUGGAAGAGAAAUACUGCGGUUUGCAAACCUUUGCGUUUAUUAUUGAAAGUCCGGAAAAUAUAGAGCAGGCGAUAGAACGAGGAGUAGUUAAAGCUGUAGCGCCUUUGUUAUUGGAUCCUGCUGGAUCAGUCAGAAAUGCUGCAGCAGGUUCAUUGCGGAAUCUUUCUGCAGUGCAGCUAGAAGUGUGUGAUUCCUUGAUGGAACAAGAUAUUAUGACGCCUUUAAUAUGUUGGUUUGAUAAGCAUGCUGAAAAUUGGACCCCAGAUAAUAAUUCUAAGACAAAAAUGGAGGAUGUUGAUACUUUUAUACAGUGCAUAAAUCUUUUACUAAAUCUGUGUGAGAGUUCAGAAUUGGCUGUAAAAUAUUUAGGACAAUCAAGAGUUUUAAGUAUAUUGCUACCAAAGUAUCUGGACAUAGGUACAUUUGGUUGUGACAUAGUUGCAUCUGUGCUGCAAUGUUUGUUCGUUGUGGUUGAAGACAAUCCGGACGUUAUGGAAAAAAUAAAGUUGACAUGUGAAAAACAAUUACAAGAGCUUAUGAGUAUAGAAGAUACUGAUCCGUCAAUAUUGUUGAUAAGAACGUUAUCUGCUGGAGUAAUAAUUAACACUUGUGGUGGUAAUAUGGCCGUUUUACCAGUGAAUGUUAUAAAUCAAAUAGUUUCAAUAUUAGCGAUGACAUUAUCAAUUGAUCAUAGGUUAGUUUGCAACCAACUCUCUAGUAUUGUGCCUUUGAAUGAUGGUAGUGGAAAGUUUGAGCCACCGAAAGGAAAAGAUGCACAAAUGUUAGACUGUCAGUUGAAAUCAGCGUCACAGAUUUUGGAUGCACAGCAAAGGUCGAUUGAGAUUAUAGCAAAUAUAUGUUCCUGUGAUGAUGCAAGUGAUCAAGUGGAAGGACCUGAAUCAUCAGAUAGUGAUGAAGUGGGGGAUGAUGAGGAUAGUAACGGGGAAGGAGUAGUUCUUGCAGAAGAUAAGCUGCCACCAGAGAUUCUAGAAGCAUUAAUCUCAUUGAAUAUAUUUGAGAAAGUUUGGGCAAGAACACAGCUACCUGCGGAAAACGUUAUGUUAAUACUAAAGGAAUAUGAAGGAUCAAAAUUACUUCAUAAAAAACUGCAUACAUUACAAACACGAGCACUGUUGUGUGUUAACAACAUGUUGUCCAGCCUGCCUGUUGACAACUUGGGUGGUGUUAACGGUAUUUACAAGAUAUGGAUAGAUGUUGGUAAGCUGGUGUUCAAGGAGAGCUCAGAGAACCUGUACAUACUGGAAUCUGCAACCGCUGUAAUGAGAGCUGCCUUGGAUAAAAUAAAGUUCAGGGAAAAUGGCAAAUCCGGAGAAUGUGAUCUGUUUAGAGACUUGUCUUUAUCAGACAUUGAGAUGAUGAUAACAGGUAUCAGGGAUUGUCAAGUUCCAGAGAUUAGAUCAAAUCUUAUACGUAUGAUUGGAAUCUUGGCAUUGUUACUUGUGAACAAGUUGAAUGAAACAAGUUCAAAUGUGAUAUGUGCCAUUACCGACUUCAUACUUGAGCAGGCUCAUAAAGAAAAUGAAGUGUGGGUGUUGGCUGAAGCUAUUGACACAUUAGUAGACCUUUAUUCUGAAGAUGAGACCGAUGAAUUAGCAGCUAAAGUUAAAUUGGUUGAAAAGUUGUCUAUACUAGCUCCUAUACUAAAGAAUAAGGCAAGACAACAAAGAAAACUUCCUAAAGAAUAUAAAGUUCUCGUAUCCACUGCUACUUCUAAUUUACCGAGAUUUAUUAAGUACAAGAAGGGACGAGUUGCUAAUUUAUAGAAGAUAUUCAAGAUGCAACAAGUGAA